Molecule: messenger RNA, 1209 nt
Organism: Gongylonema pulchrum
Lineage: Eukaryota; Metazoa; Nematoda; Chromadorea; Rhabditida; Gongylonematidae
Source: the annotation of a GenBank genome assembly
AUGGCUAUGGUGCUACCAUGUCUUUUCGUUCGUAUUGUCAUCAAGACCUAUGUCCCAGACGAACUCAGUGCAUUUUGCCUUUAUUAUUUUGCCCACAUUUUGCCCAUACUGUUAGCAUUAUUGAUCGUUGUCAAAACAUGCAUCCGAGAGAUGGAGAUCCUUGCAGGCCUGGUAGAUGCACUUGCGGAUCCGCGUGCCUACCUCUCUGCUCAGGAAAAACGAAAAGAGGCGCUGCAUAAUAUGGGUGUGGAAGAUUCUGACAUUGUGGAAGUUGCGACAAGUUCAGUACGAACAGCGUCAACCAAAAAUGCAUUGUUACGAAUAAAUGGCGGUCCACUGGAACAGAGUUGCGAUUCGCUGAAGUCAACGGCCUCGCUCAAGGAAACAGCUCGACCAAACUCCGAAGCUUCAGAUACGAAACAUAAAGUGGAAGCGAUCAAUCUCAGUGAUCUGAAAAAAGACAAGUGCUUCCAGAAAUUAACGAGGAAGCUGCAAAAAGAUGUGGAAGAAUUGAAGAAACGACAUCAAAAGCAAAGGGAAUCAAUUCAGAAGCAGCAGCAAACGACAGUUGAUAAGUUGAUAUGUGAUAGUCACAAGCAGUCAAGGAAACGAACUGUUGGGAGCAGCAAUUCGAGCGGUCAGAAGCACGAAUCGCUGGCCACUAUGCAGUCUGAUCCGACACAGCGCAGUGCUGCUGACAUGGCUAACAGUCACCGAAUGAAAUCGUUGGUGAUGUCGCAAACCAAUGAAUGGUCAUCGCUGAUGCGGAAGCACGAAACGGAGUGCUAUCAGCUGAGGAGGUCGCAAAUAAAAGAGGAAUUUGAAUUGCUAGGGAAACUGCUCCAUGAUGCUCAAAAGCAGCAAAUGAAUAUGCUGAAACUAAGGCUGGAAGCGGAGAAUAAGGACCUGAAGCAAGCGCAGACGAAGAAGAGCAUGGAUGAUGCACGCUCCAUCCAACAGGACAAGAAUAUCAAAACGAAAGCCGAAAGGGAUCGGCGAAUAAAGGAGAUGAACGAGAAGAAUCUGAAGAUGUUUUUCGAGGAGCGGAAAAGGCUGGCUAUCAAGGCCCAGAAACAUGAAGAGCAGCUGAUGAAGAGGCACGAGGAGCAGCACGAGCAGCUUGAGAAAGAUGCACAACGGGCCUUGGAAUUGGAAGAGAUGAAUUAUCGAGAAGCUCGGCUGGCAUCGAAGCCGGAAUUUGUGUGCUAG